CAAUUACUGAAAGGAAAAGCAGCACAUCUUUACAUCUGGAUUAUGACACGAUAAUCAUGUGACAUUGUCACAUAAUCCUGUUGUAGCUGACUGAGCUGGGUACAAUCUUCAAGUCUAAUUUGUUGUAAUAUUAUAGAGAAAGUCCCCCAUUAAUCCUCACGACCCCCGAGAUGUAACACUUGUUCACUUUAAGUAAAUCUCAGCUUCUGUUUUAUAAUAUAUGACAGUGGGAGAGUGUCUCUACAUAACCAGUUCCCUUUCACUUCACCACAGGGAAGCAGCACCUUCAAGCUGUCCUCCUCCAGGUUCUUGUGAGCUGUGGAGGUUUUGAAUCUCAAGAUGCAGUCACAGCACGGUGCCUUCAUCAUCUUACCUCAAACAUGGAAACGGACACCAGGCAGAGCUCCUGACUCAUCAUCCUUUCCUCUUCCUGUCAGCCAUCUAGCACCAUCCCAGCCUCCAUGCCGCUCCUCUCCCACUGUUUCAUCCUUGUAUCUUUCUCCUCUACUCCCUCCAUCCCUCCAUGGCCUGCUGAGGUUCCUCCUGGUUCUCCUGGCCUCCAUGGUUUUACUGCCCCGCCCAGCACAGGCAGCCUGGUUUCAGGUGGGGGUGGUGGGACCGUGGGGGUGUGACCCCCUUUUUGCCAAAGCCCUCCCAAGUGUGGCAGCACAGCUCGCCGUCAACCGCAUCAACAAGGACCCCUCGUUGUCCUACGCCGCAACGUUCGACUACGCUGUGCUGCAGGAGCCAUGUGAGACAUCAAGAGCACUGGAGGCCUUUGUGGGUUUCCACACGAAGGUCUCAGGGUACAUUGGACCAGUCAACCCAGGAUACUGUGAUUCUGCUUCAAUGCUGAGCAAAGGCUGGAACAAAGCAUUGUUUCCUUGGGGUUGUGUUGGCUAUGAGUUGGAUGAUGUUCGCAGCCACCCAACCUUUGCUCGCUCCAUGCCGAGGCCCACCUGGGUGCUGCUCAGCGUCAUAAACUACUUCAGGUGGGCCCACAUUGGAAUCAUCUCUUCUUCAGACGACAUCUGGGUGGAGACAGCCACCAAGGUAGCUGAUUCCUUAAGGAGCCAUGGUCUGCCAGUCAAACUGGUACACUUUAUGGAGAACACACCUCAUGGCAUAAGACGAACUCUGUCCAAGGUCCGCAAGAUGAGAGAAAUACGAGUGGUGAUCCUCUGCAUGCACUCGGCGCUGAUUGGUGGCGAGGCACAGAAGCUGCUGUUGGAGACAGCCUACGACAUGCAGAUGAUUGACGGCUCCUUCGUCUUUGUGCCCUACGACACCCUGCUCUACAGCCUGCCCUACCGCAACGUGACCUACCCAGCUCUGAAGAACAACGGCAAACUGCUGCGGGCUUACGACGCCGUGCUGACCGUCACCAUUGACUCACCUCAGAUGUCCUUCUACGAGGCCUACAGAGAAGCCAUGGAGAGGAGAGAGGUGGCGAGGACGCUGAAACCACAGCAGGUGUCUCCUCUCUUUGGCACCAUCUACAGCUCCAUCCUCUUCAUGGCUCAUGCAGUGCAUCGUGUUCGGCAGUCUAGGGAGUGGAUGUCUGGGGGAAACCUGGCAAGAUACACCCGUAACCUGGCCUUCCAGGGCUUUAGCCACCCUAUAAAAACCAAUGGCUCUGGAGCAGCUCUGCUGGACUACCUCAUACUGGACACAGACGGACUCUCCUGGGAACUGAAGCCAACAUACAGGAUCGACAUGGAGGUCGGUACAGUGCGUUUCCUGGGUCGAGACAUCCACUUCCCUCACAACUACAGACCCAGAACGGACUCCGCCUGCUGGUUUACUCCUGGAGUCAUCUGCUCAGGCGGGGUGGAUCUGUUCUCGACCAUCAGCGUCUUCCUUGUAGCGUUGGCUGCCUCUGUUGUUGCACUGGCUCUGAUUUACUGCAUCAGGCGACGUAUCCUUCAGAUUAGACUGGUUAAGGGUCCAAACAAGAUCUUGCUGACUCUGGCUGACGUCACAUUCAUAAACCCUUCACUUAGCAACAAGAAGCUGAGUCUGAAUGACAGCAGGAUCAGCGGCAUGAGGAGCGUGUCAGAAUGCAGCGUCGCGUCGCCAGUCUCCACCAGAUCACCGGCCACCUACGAGAACUCCAACGUUGUCAUUUAUGAGGGUGACUGGGCGUGGCUGAAGAGACUUCCUGAUGGGACGUUCAGGAACAUCAACCCCAAAACAAGCAACGUGUUUGAACUGAUGAAGGACAUGCGUCAUGAGAAUGUCAACCCUUUCCUGGGCUUCUUUCAUGACUGUGGCGUGUUCGCCAUCGUGACUGAGUUCUGCUCCAGAGGAAGUCUGGAGGACCUGCUGCUAAACGAUGACGUUAAGCUGGACUGGAUGUUCAAGUCAUCUCUGCUGCUCGAUUUGAUUAAGGGUAUGAGGUACCUCCACCACCGUGGUGUAAGCCACAGUCGUCUGAAAUCUCGUAACUGUGUGGUGGACGGACGCUUCGUCCUGAAGGUCACAGACUAUGGCUACAACGAGGUUCUGGAGGCUCAGAGGUUCCCAUAUGUCGACCCACCUGUAGACGAGUUGUUGUGGACGGCUCCAGAGAUCCUAAGGAUGCCCAGGCAGCCAGGGCUUCACGGGACCCUGCCUGGUGACGUUUACAGCUUUGCAAUCGUCAUGCAGGAGGUGGUGAUCAGAGGGCCUCCGUUCUGCAUGCUGGACAUGUCCGCCGAAGACAUAAUCGAGAAGCUGCGUAAGCCUCCUCCUCUGUGCCGGCCGGUGGUCAGUCCAGACUACGCUCCGCUGGAGUGCAUCCAGCUGAUGAAGCAGUGCUGGAACGAACAGCCAGAUAAGAGGCUGACUUUUGAUGAGAUAUUCGACCAGUUUAAGAACAUCAACAAGGGAAAGAAGACCAACAUCAUCGACUCCAUGCUGAGGAUGCUGGAGCAGUACUCGUCCAACCUGGAGGAGCUGAUCAGGGAGCGAACGGAGGAGCUGGAGAUCGAGAAACAGAAGACAGAGAAGCUGCUGACGCAGAUGCUGCCUCCCUCUGUGGCCGAGGCUUUAAAGGUGGGCGGUACGGUCGAACCGGAGCACUUUGACAGUGUGUCGAUUUACUUCAGCGACAUCGUGGGCUUCACCACCAUCUCAGCCAACAGUGAACCCAUCGAGGUGGUCGACCUGCUCAACGACCUCUACACAGUCUUUGACGCCAUCAUCUCAAACCACGACGUCUACAAGGUGGAGACUAUCGGUGAUGCUUACAUGGUGGCCUCAGGCCUUCCUGUCUCGAACGGCAACCGCCACGCUGCAGAGAUAGCUAACAUGGCCCUCGACAUCCUGAGCGCAGUGGGAACCUUCAAAAUGAGACACAUGCCUGAUGUUCCCGUCAGGAUACGUAUAGGACUACACACAGGGCCGUGUGUAGCAGGUGUGGUGGGUCUCACCAUGCCUCGCUACUGUCUGUUUGGAGACACAGUGAACAUCGCCUCUCGGAUGGAGUCCACCGGGCUGCCCUACAGGAUCCACGUCCACCAGAGUACGGUACAGGUCCUAAGGGAGCUGAAUCAGGGCUACAAGGUCGAGCUGAGAGGCAAGACAGAAGUCAAGGGCAAAGGAUUUGAGGAGACCUACUGGCUUGUAGGGAGGGAUGGAUUUACCAAACCUCUGCCAGUUCCUCCAGAAAUAAAGUCCGGCUCCCGCAUCAGCAUCGCAACAAACGAGCCAAAGGACCUGAAGCAGGUGUUCCACAAGGCGGUGAAGAAGAUCUCCCACGUGCGCGUUGUGACUCAGCUCCACGCGACUGACGACGACAACGUCAUGAUGUCGCACCACUGACUGACCUCCGGUUGGACUUUCAUCUGCCGGCGCUAAGACUGACCACAGAAAAGUAUGACCUUUAAACUCAAAGAGAAGCCAAGGAUGAGAGUGUCAUUUCGCAUCAGUGUUUUCCUUUCCACCAUACAUGGGAAGUCGUGGUGGUGAUGAUCACUGAGAAAAGUUUCCAGGAGGAGAAGGAGGCUAGUGAAAGUGUCAGAUGAGAUUAUCACGGCGUGUGUGUGUGUGUGUGUCUACAUUAACGGCUUGAGCUGACGAGAUGAAGUCUUGUGUACAGACGCCAAGGAGUGAUGACUCAGCAAAGCAGGGAUCUACAGACGCAGCAGCAGAGGAGUGGAGCUAAUCUCCUUCUCGUUCGUUUCCUCCUCCGUCGCUUCCCCGUUUCUCUCUCCGGAGGGAGGAGAGGGAAGAAGAGAAGGAAAUGAGCGGGGAAAUAGAGAGAGGCGAAGAAAGGAGAGAAGAAGUUUUUUCUCCUCUCUUUUCUUUUAAUUUACUCCCAGUUUGUGGAGUAAUUUGGCAUCUUGACUUUAUGAUGCCGUGUUGUCAAUAUUGCAAAAACACAGACGUACUCCUAGAAAUACUCACCGAUGUGUUAAUACUAUUUUUGUUCAUUUUUUGCCUUUAUUUGUAUAGUGAACAGUAGAGAUAGGAAAUAAAAGGACGCAAAGAGUGGACACUGUGAUUACUUUGAGGGUCUGCCCGGUGGUCUCACUGCUGUCACCUCUGUACAGGUGGGAUGCUCCAUGUCAUAUCUCCACUGUCAGCGUUACACCUCAUAAUCACAGAUUAUGGUGAUUUUUUUGUUCCUUUAAUAAACCAUCUGUCACUUCAGAACGCAGUCAGUAGUCGCAGCGGGUUUCCUCAGCUGCUGUGGACUGACCAGCUCUCUGAGGUCGAACUGAGGUCCUGCUAAAAAUGAUCAGGCAGCAAAAACAUCCCGGGAUAAUAAGGACUAAACUUAGUUCAGAUAGUAGGCAGCUUGAACAGGACUGCUCCCCUGAGAGAGAGAGUGGUUUUACUUUGUUUGUUUCUCACAGCCAAAUCUCAGCUGCACCCAAAGUUGGAUUUGGGAAUGUUUUCUCAUCCUACAGCAGGAAGGAAAUUCUUUCUCUCUGUGAUUUUACUGUGUCGUCACGGACGCUUGAUGUACACUGAUGUUUUAUUGGUCAAAUGUAGUUCAGAAAAGUUCGUGUUUGAUAUCAUCUGACGGUUAUUUCAACUCCACAGAGUUUGGGGUUUGACUUUUGGUUGGAAAUGAUCCUGACGGCAGGUAAGAAGAAAUGAGAGCAGUAAGCAGUACUGAGUCCGCUCCCUUUUUGUAAACCUGCCCGGCAAACACUGCAAUAAAUCUCUUCGGUGCUUGA
Scatophagus argus is the source of this 5168-nucleotide messenger RNA. RefSeq names its product guanylyl cyclase 2 (gene gc2). The record is from RefSeq and is a predicted model, not a curated record. Bases 340 to 3804 code for a protein of 1154 amino acids. Lineage: Eukaryota; Metazoa; Chordata; Actinopteri; Scatophagidae. Gene Ontology annotation, molecular function: ATP binding; guanylate cyclase activity; protein kinase activity. Gene Ontology annotation, biological process: cGMP biosynthetic process; protein phosphorylation; receptor guanylyl cyclase signaling pathway. The transcript is spliced from 23 exons.